CCAUCUCCCAGCCCCGGUCGUAUCUCUCGUGAGUCGUCGCUCGCUUCCCACAUUAUGAUCCUCCCUCCACCUCCUGCAUCAUGACCCCCCGUCUGAUUUCUGCAUCGCGACCAUUUGGGAGUGGGUCUCGCUAGCACCAUCGAUCUGCAUCGUCUUGGGAAUCGUCGGCGACAAAUUCUCGUAAACCGACGGCUUUGGAACUUGGGGGCUGGGCCUGAAUCUACCGCGCAACUAAUCUACUGUGGCCGAAGCAUUCUCUCCAGGACGCCUUCGAUGUCAUCGCCAUGACUGACUCUCACGCUCUUCGGACGCCAGCGGUCAGCAGGCGGUUAGCCGGGUCACUAGGCAUCGAAAAACCCCCCGACUAACACUUCGGUUGUGGCGGCCGUCUUCUUGAAAGAAUCUCUGCAUGAACAAACACACAAACACGGCGUGCGAGCUGCGGCCCUGCAGUUCGGUUUCGGCCGACGCUGCACUGAUCUUGUCGGUCUGAAUCCUGCUUGUCAUACCUUGCCUUGGCUGAGCAUGGAAGCUGAGUCUUUCAGGGUCCAGUCAGACUACCGAACCAUGAUACCUUUCUUUUUUUACCGCCCCCCGCGUUGGGCAAACUGUUCGCCGGUCGAGUCGCCUAGGCGUCGACCACUUCACAACCUUCUGUGCCUCCGGUCCAUCCCUCCCGUCCGCUCCACUGCUGUGGCUCCGGCACAUGCAAACGACGGUCGAGUUGCCAAGUCCUGCGCACCGCCGCACGCCGCCGUCGCCGCCGCCGCUGAUGAGUAUGUACUUACUUGGUGUACACUCGACACCAUCUUCCUGGAUGGCAAGGCGCUGUUCUUCAUUGCUUCUUUCGGCCUCCUGCAACGGCUGGCCUGCCGCCUACUUUGUUCAUUCUCCGGCAACCGAGGCGGGUCUCCCACGCGGGCUGGCGAUUCCCUACGUACGAACGUCUGGGUGUACUCUGUAUGCUCUUAGAGUACAGAGUACACGCAACCUCACCACAUGCCAUCCGGCCCCGCUUGCGGAGCGUACCAUGAACAUGGCCUUAUUGGUAUGUGGUCCCGAUCUGCCAGAGUCGGCCAGUGGCCGGUACCAGCACAAGCACCACAUCCAGGACCAGAACCGGGUGCAGUCUGCAGACCCAGACCCGAACAUGGACCCAGGCAGACCCUCAUCUCAGGGCGGCCCCUACUAGCAAGCCCAUUUCUGGAGUCAGCCCGUUGCGACUCUGUCCCUGGCCCCGGCCCCUUGAUGUGGAAAGGCGUCCGUUGUGGAUGGCUUCUUGCUUUAAGCCGAGCUGGCACCACCACCUACACUACCUAGACCACCAAUACGGCUCCUCCCCCAAGCGCGAUUCGCCAAGGGUCCUUACACAGACCUUGUCCGGCAGAAUGAGAGGAUCGCAACAGCGACGACGUUGCCCCAUUCAAACGAAGAACCGAAUGUUGCAAUUUGAGUAGGCUCCUCCAAAUACGUUUAGUCUCUCUGCGCCAGUUCCCAGCCUCGGGGGGCGUGUAGCCAUUGACAGGACCACGCAUGUAUGUACUCUGUACAGAGUCCUCGUCUCCAUCUGCUCGCUCAUGAGCUCCGAGGGUCCAGCGGCCCAGGUUCGAGCUCGUCGGUCGGUCGAUCACGCCGCCUCAAAGGGACGCGGACAUCCAUUGACGUUUGCCCGUUUUUGCAUAUUAGUCUCGGUACCCCUCCUCUGCCAUCCCGAUUUCUCUAUUUUUUUUUCCGGUGCGUCUUUCUCGAUCCUCUACAACUUACCCUCUUCAUCCUUUGAUCUUUAUCUCGACCGCCCAUUCAACCGGUGGCUCAUCUUCUUCAUACCCCCUUAGCAAGGCUUCAACCAGAACGCCACUCUUGAAGAGUCGAUGACGAACAUUGUGGCUUGAAACCCACCGUGGAGUAAGCUUCUCAGAAAAUCACAAGGGAAAAAAUCGGCAUUUGGAGAAAUCACGUACCCAGCGAAGGAAAAAAAAAAGGAAAAAAUACCCCGCGCGCUUUCGCACCCGCCUUCAGCUUUCACACCGGGCAACAUCUCAUUUGAACCGUCUCAAGAAGUCGAGGAAUAAAGCACCCGCUCUUCCCUCUCAGUUGCUUUGGCAUUGGCAUCUCAUUUGCUCGAUCCGCUCGUCAAACUAAUAUCCCCGCCAUCCACUGCAGCUCGCACACUCUUACAACCCACCAUAUAAUUACCCCCACCAACCACUACCAUCACCACCAUCAUUAUGUCUCCUCACUGCGACUCGCCGACCAACGGCUCCGAUGCCGGCAGCGGCUUCUCAGAGUUCAACGGCAACGGCUUCACCAACGGCAACGGCAACGGUACUAUCUACCAGAACGGUAACGGUGUCAACGGCCACAACGCUGGCGGUUCCCACAUCCAAAAGUCGCAGUACCUGCAGCCAUGCGACCACAGCGAGAUCCACGACCUCAUCUGCGUCGGCUUCGGCCCCGCCAGCUUGUCUGUGGCCGUCGCCAUGCAUGACUACCAGGAGGCCGGACGCCAGCUUGCCCCCGGCCAGUCGGCGCCCAAGGUGCUCUUCCUCGAGAAGCAGCCGCAGUUUGCGUGGCACCCGGGCAUGCUUCUCUCGGGCGCCCGCAUGCAGAUUUCCUUCAUCAAGGACAUGGCCUCGCUGCGCAACCCGCGCUCCCAGUUCACCUUCCUCAAUUACCUCCACUGCAACAACCGCCUCGUCGACUUCACCAACCUGGACACUUUCCUGCCCGCCCGUGUCGAGUACGAGGACUACCUGCGCUGGUGCUCCCGUCACUUCGACGACGUCGUCGCGUACGGUCGCGAGGUCGUCUCCGUCUCCCCCGACCCCCAAACCGCCGGAAGUGUCAAGACCUGGACUGUGAAGUCUCGGGACGUCAAGACUGGCCAGGUCAGCUCGUACCAGACUCGCAACGUCCUCAUCGCCAACGGCGGCCAGCCUCGCCUGCCCAAGGUGCUUCCCGCCAAGCACCCCAAGAUCAUCCACUCGUCUCAGUACGCCCAGCUGGCCCCUCAAAUUCUCAACGACAACUCGAGACCCUACCGCGUCGCUGUCAUCGGUGCCGGCCAGUCCGCCGCCGAGAUUUUCCGUGACGUCCAGCGCGCUUACCCCAACGCCAAGACGUGGAUGGUGAUGCGCUCCGAGUUCCUCAAGCCCGCCGACGACUCGCCCUUUGUCAAUUCCAUCUUCAACCCCUCGUACGUCGACGAGCUCUACCCCAAGUCGCAGAGCUACCGCCGCGCCCUCAUCAAGGAGGCAAAGGCGACCAACUACGGCGUGGUGAGACUGCAGCUCAUCGAGGCUCUGUACGAGAUGCUAUACCACCAGAAGCGCACACUCGGCACCGACGAGCGCAAGUGGCCGCACCGCAUGCUCUUCGGCCGCGACAUCACCCAAGUCACCGAGAGCAAGGAGACGGACCGCCUCCAGAUCCAUGUCCGCCGCCUCGAGAACGCGUGCGACAGCCUCGACGACGGCUUUGUCAGCCAACUUCCCGGCGAUGAGGUUCUCGACGUCGACCUCAUCGUCGCCGCCACGGGCUACCAGCGCAACGCCCACAUCGACAUGCUCCGCGACAGCUGGAACCUGCUACCCGAGGUGUCGCCCGCCGGCAACGCUGGCGAGCGCGAGCUCGUUGACGGCUGGGAGAUCUGCGGCCCCGACGCGACCUCUGGAUCGAGAAAGCUUGAGGUCGGCCGCGACUACCGUGUGCGUUACGCCCCCGGUGCUGUGGCACCCGGGGCUGGUGUUUACCUGCAGGGAUGCUGCGAAGCGACCCACGGAUUGAGCGAUACCCUUUUGUCUAUUCUUGCUGUUCGAUCGGGCGAGAUUCUCGACUCCAUCUUCCCUGCGACCCCGAGGACAAAGACCGUCUCCAACUAGAUCUUUUUGCUUCUUUUGGACUUUCAUUGUUAGAGGAAAGAAAACCUUGACGCGACGAAUCGUGUCGUGUUUGCGUAGGUGAGAGAGAAAGAGGCGGAUAGAAAGGAGAUUUCAUUGGUUAUGUCCAAUCAUGGGAAUUCGGAGGGGUGAUGAUGCACUGACGAAACAUCUCUUUAUGUUGGCGGGUACUUUUCGAGAUUCUUGCGAAUUUUUUCGGAUUGAAAAAGACAUGGCGCGGAGUUAUAUUUUGUGUGUAUUGGUUUCGAAUGGGAAAAACAGUUUUUCAAUCGUUCACAAGGUCUAGAUCCUGGAUUGUUCACACCUCUAGUCUCGCGCUCUUGCGACAACGCCUUUUGGGGCUCUCGCGUGGUCGUCAUGGUCGCAACCC
Messenger RNA from Colletotrichum destructivum, 4269 nucleotides. RefSeq names its product Putative L-lysine 6-monooxygenase/L-ornithine 5-monooxygenase, FAD/NAD(P)-binding domain superfamily. The transcript has 3 exons. NCBI's taxonomy places the organism in Eukaryota, Fungi, Ascomycota, Sordariomycetes, Glomerellales, Glomerellaceae. Bases 2229 to 3881 code for a protein of 550 amino acids. The record is from RefSeq and is a predicted model, not a curated record. Gene Ontology annotation, biological process: intracellular iron ion homeostasis.